GGCGGCGCGCAGGGCCGCCGUGGCGGGAGAAGCGCUUCCGGUGGCGGCGGAGGCGGUGUUGAGCGGGUCCCGAGAGCGGCGCGGGCGGUGGCCGGGGGGGAGCGUCCAAGACAAUGUCUGGAGAACUUCCACCAAACAUUAACAUCAAGGAACCUCGAUGGGAUCAAAGCACUUUCACUGGACGAGCCAAUCAUUUCUUCACUGUAACUGAUCCCAGGAAUAUUCUGUUAACCAACGAACAACUAGAGGAUGCAAGGAAAGUAGUGCAUGAUUACAGGCAAGGAAUUGUUCCUCCGGGUCUCACAGAAAAUGAGUUAUGGAGAGCAAAGUACAUCUAUGAUUCAGCUUUUCAUCCCGACACUGGUGAAAAGAUGCUUUUGAUAGGAAGGAUGUCAGCUCAGGUUCCAAUGAACAUGACCAUCACAGGUUGUAUGAUGACAUUCUAUAGGACCACGCCGGCAGUGCUGUUCUGGCAGUGGAUCAACCAGUCCUUCAAUGCCGUGGUCAAUUACACCAACAGAAGUGGAGACGCUCCCCUCACUGUAAAUGAAUUGGGAACAGCUUAUGUUUCUGCAACAACAGGUGCUGUAGCAACAGCUCUAGGACUCAAUGCGUUAACCAAGCAUGUCUCUCCGCUCAUAGGACGCUUUGUUCCCUUCGCUGCGGUAGCUGCUGCUAAUUGCAUUAAUAUUCCGUUAAUGAGGCAAAGGGAACUCAAAGUUGGCAUUCCUGUCACAGAUGAAAACGGGAACCGCCUGGGCGAGUCGGCAAACGCUGCCAAACAAGCCAUCACACAAGUAAUCGUCUCCAGGAUCCUCAUGGCAGCCCCUGGCAUGGCCAUCCCUCCAUUUAUCAUGAACACUUUGGAAAAGAAAGCCUUUCUCAAGAGGUUCCCAUGGAUGAGCGCACCUAUUCAAGUUGGAUUAGUUGGCUUCUGUUUGGUAUUUGCUACACCUCUGUGCUGUGCUCUGUUUCCUCAGAAAAGUUCCAUGUCUGUGACAAGCUUGGAGGCCGAGCUGCAAGCCAGGAUCCGAGAGACCCAUCCUGAAUUACGGCGGGUGUACUUUAACAAGGGAUUAUAAAGUAGGGAAAGAAACAUCUUCAGAGGAUCCUACCAACCGCAAGUGUGGUGUAGCCAAGUUGGUAAGGAAUAUCCUGGUCCUGGUCAACUGGUGACAGAAACCUUUUAACGAUCCACAUUAGCCUUUUAGAGUCAAGCUGCUACUUAUAGCACAGCACCUGGGGCGGCCUCCCCUUACAUUUGAAUCAUGGUAUAAUUUACAGAAACACCCUUCCUGUAGCUUUUAUAGCCACUGUUUUUUCAAAGACAAUAUCCCAACCCUCACCCAGAGUUUUCAAAAGCACCGUUAGGCAUACAGUAAAUGUUCAGUAUAUUGACUGUCAGUCAGUGAAAAGGAAAUCUGUUUAAAAUACUGAAUUUUUAUCCUACUCUUGUUUCAAAUCAAGGAGAGCUCUCAGUAGUGAGUUGAGAAAACACAAAAGCCCUGAAGCUAAACUGUAAAAGAAAAUGACUCAUAAAUAUUAAGGACAGUUUACUUUCCUGCCCAGUUUGGGCUGGAGGCAACCCGAAGUAGAAGAUGAGUUCUUUGCAUUUGUAAGAUAAAAGCUCCUUCAUACACCUCCCGGAAAAGUCAGAGUGAUAGACAAUGGUGAAAGGUCCCUGCUGUCAACAGCUGUAUGCUUUCAUAUUGCUGAUGGAUUUCUUCGGUUGAGUUUGAAAUUUAUUCUAUUUUACAUUCUUAUGAAGAUAUUAAUCUUACCUUGCAUUUGUUGACUUUAUAUUCAAUCAUUUAAAUCAACUAAUCAAAUAACGGAAAUGCACAAAUGUCAAAUUUUGGAAGUAUAUUCGAAACCAACGCUGUAUGACUGGGUUGAAUCUGACGUGUUUGAUUUUUUUUUUUUUAUAAGCGAGAGAACAGUUCCAUCUGCCUGCAUGUCUUUUCUUGUCAUCCUCGUAGAUCUCUUUGGCUUUCAGGAAGAUACGGAAAUAAUGUGUAUGUGAAUCAAUGACUCAAUGAGUUUUACUUGAAUGUUGUAUAUUACAUUCCACCCUGUUUGAAAAUAAUGAACCCGUGGACCACUGUUUACAUCAUCUGUAGUAGCUUCACAUAUAAUAUAUUUAAUGUAACAGAUUAUGUUUCAAUUCUGUAGAGGUUCAAAGGCAUAUGUGAGGUGGUCAUUUCACUGAGUGUAGACCACUUGAUUCAAUUUGUAAUUCAGAGACUUAUAAGUGGGAAAAAAAUGUAGAAACUAGUUUGGGCAAAUUUUUCCUGACAAUGUGACCAGACUGAAUUUCCUCAUAAAGAAAAAAUGGUGUGC
Messenger RNA from Balaenoptera ricei (Rice's whale), 2340 nucleotides. RefSeq names its product sideroflexin 1 (gene SFXN1). The transcript is spliced from 11 exons. NCBI's taxonomy places the organism in Eukaryota, Metazoa, Chordata, Mammalia, Artiodactyla, Balaenopteridae. Gene Ontology annotation, biological process: serine import into mitochondrion; monoatomic ion transport. The record is from RefSeq and is a predicted model, not a curated record. Gene Ontology annotation, cellular component: mitochondrial inner membrane. Gene Ontology annotation, molecular function: monoatomic ion transmembrane transporter activity. Bases 114 to 1082 code for a protein of 322 amino acids.